Messenger RNA from Neospora caninum, 975 nucleotides. RefSeq lists its product as hypothetical. The transcript has 5 exons. The coding region runs from base 1 to 975 and encodes 324 amino acids. The record is from RefSeq and is a predicted model, not a curated record. NCBI's taxonomy places the organism in Eukaryota, Apicomplexa, Conoidasida, Eucoccidiorida, Sarcocystidae.
AUGAAUUUCGUCAAGAGCAGCGUUUACCAGCAGGAGAUCACCUCGGAGGGGGUGAAGGAGAAGGAAAUUGUGACGCGAACCAAGGAAGAGAUCGCUCUCGAGGAGCGACUGAAGAAUCUUCCGGAAUUCCAGCGCCAAAACCACUUCCUCAGCUUCGCCGAGGUCAAAUACGAUGACCCUAGCCUGGCGGAGAAGAAGGAGGGUUUCAAUCCGGACGUCCCAGCUGCAGUGACCGAAGAGGAGUUCGAGUACUAUGAGGCGCUGGCCGCUCAAGACCGGCGCCGCCAGCAGCAGCGGCAGCAGGAAGAGAAAGACAUGCAGAACGAGUUUUUGAAAGCGAAGAAGGAGAUGGAGGAACAGAGAAGACAGGCUCUCAGCGAAGCUGGACAGUACGGGUCGCCCCGUUCCCCAGGCGGAAGCCUCGGCCGCAUGGGUCUCUCUGCACAAGCGCGAAGAGGCGGAGAGACAAGCUUAUCGCAGGGGGCCGACGGAGUCUCCAGUCUGUCUUCGCGACGCCACGCGACGCCACAGGCGAAUGCGACGAGUUCAAGUAUGGGCGCGCGCAUCUUCGACCUCACCUCGAAGAGGAAGCUAGUCACGCCGGCGCAGACACAGCGGGCGAAUGCUUCGCUUACUGAGUCUCCUGGAGAAUCUUGUUUUCCGUCGACGGUGAAGAGAGUUCGGCGAAAUGGGGAAUGCGAGAGUGACAAGGCGCCUACAGCGCCCAGCGGGGCGUCAGACAAAGAUGACGCACCUGUCUCGCCAGCGUCGGGUCCAGAGGAGACACCCGAACCCCCGGUCCCCACUGGUGGACUCCAGGACUUGAUGGGGGGAUAUUCAGACGAUGAAGAAGAGGAAGAAGCACAGAAAGAGGAAGCACCGAAAGGAUCUGAGAACGGGGAAGACAAGGCAGCUGGGAUUGCCCGGGAAGGAAGAAAAAGAGAGAAAGACGCGAAAGGAGACAAAGAAGAGUAG